AUGGACGGCGAUGGCGUGAUCGGUAUGUCGAACCUGGUUGCGAUUCCUAUGAGAGGCGCGGCGCGUGAUACGGCGUUGAGCAGGAAGAGGGGCUGGCACGAGAAGAUGGUCGAUGAACACAAACGCCAAGGCAAGCAAAGGCGAGCAAAUUAG
Ostreococcus tauri is the source of this 153-nucleotide messenger RNA. RefSeq names its product unnamed product. The record is from RefSeq and is a predicted model, not a curated record. The transcript has a single exon. The coding region runs from base 1 to 153 and encodes 50 amino acids. NCBI's taxonomy places the organism in Eukaryota, Viridiplantae, Chlorophyta, Mamiellophyceae, Mamiellales, Bathycoccaceae.